AUGUGGGUCUCCCUCAGUCUUUCGUGUUCGUAUAUCAUUGGAGCGGGAGGACUGGAUCCUGUGUCCACUAUAUCCUGGAGACUAAGGGAGGCCCAUGUCAGACUAUCCCAUAGCCUAGUAGCUACAGCACUCACUGGAGAGGUGACAGAUUCCUCUUCAAAUCCCUUUUUCCCUCAGGCGGUGGGACUCCUACAUCCUAGCUUUCUGUUUCCUUCCAGAGAAGCCAUGAAUGAAAAUAAAGAUGAGUCCAAAGAUUUCAUCAAACUGAACUAUGAAAAACUCUCUACAGAUGAAGUGUCAGAGCUGGUGAUUUCUCCAUGCUGUGGGGCUGUGUCCCUGUUCAUAGGUACUACAAGGAAUAACUUUGAAGGGAAAAAGGUGAUUCACUUAGAAUAUGAAGCAUACUCACCAAUGGCAGAAGCUGAAAUAAAGAAAAUCUGUAGAGAUGUCAGACAGAAAUGGCCUUCAGUCAAACAUAUAGCAGUGCACCAUAGACUUGGUUUAGUUCCAGUAACAGAAGCAAGUGUGAUUGUAGCAGUCUCCUCUCCACACCGAGUGGCAUCUCUGGAGGCUGUGCAAUACUGCAUCAACACUUUGAAAGCAACUGUUCCAAUUUGGAAAAAGGAGAUUUAUGAGGAGGAAUAUUCUUGGAAAGAAAACAAGGAAUGCUUUUGGGCAGAUGUGGAAAAAUAACUCCACCUCCAAAGUCACUCUACUGUGCAUGCAGAUCGGCCUUUAGUUGUAGAUACUUUACAGCAGUGGUGGGUAACCUGCGGCCCAUCAGGGUAAUCAGCUGGCAGGCCGCGAGACAGUGUUUACA
Trachemys scripta elegans is the source of this 820-nucleotide messenger RNA. RefSeq names its product molybdopterin synthase catalytic subunit-like. Gene Ontology annotation, cellular component: cytosol. The transcript is spliced from 6 exons. The record is from RefSeq and is a predicted model, not a curated record. Gene Ontology annotation, molecular function: molybdopterin synthase activity. The coding region runs from base 1 to 693 and encodes 230 amino acids. Gene Ontology annotation, biological process: Mo-molybdopterin cofactor biosynthetic process. Lineage: Eukaryota; Metazoa; Chordata; Testudines; Emydidae.